AUGCGUUUAUUGAACUGCGCAAAGUCAAUCUCAACUACAUUAAGCCGCAGUUAUAGUAAAAUUAGUUCAGCUGCUAAAAUGGCUACGGAUAUCAAAUUCAAUGCGUCGCUGACCAUUUCGGAUCCGCAGGUGCAACCUGUGCUAAUCAUUGGCCAGCUGCGUCAUCUAAAUCUGCUCAAGUUUGAUCAACUGGCCUGCAAGCUGGAGCCGCGCGUUAGCGAGGAGACCUUCAAGAAUGCCAUAUCCUGCCUGCAUCCAGCGCCGACAGACAAGUCUUCACUCUAUCUCGAUGUGGCCACAGUCGCGGCACUGCCACUAAAAGCAUCGCGUCAUAAUACUUCCUCGCGUGCCCAUGCCAUAACGCGUCUGGUCAAGAACCAUGUGCUCAAUGUCAGCGAGGAGUGCGUGGUGUUGGUUUGCCAGCGGGAGAAUUUAUUUGCCAGCGCUUGUGCCGUAGUGCGCGCCUUUCCGCUUUAUUCACGCAAAACGGGCAGCAUUAAUGGCAGCGGCUCCAAGUCGCCCUGCAAUGCUAGUGGUGAUGGCCAGGCGCCUAUUGUCAACGUGGAGUUCGUUAUUGUGGACAAAGAUGGCGGCAUUGAGACAACGCCGCUGACAGAGCAGGAGCUCCAAUGCUUGGAGGAGACAGCGCGUGGCAUACGCCUCGCUGCUCGCAUUGUGGACAUGCCCUGCAAUGAAAUGAACGUUGAUCACUUUAUACAGAAUGUCUGCGACUUUGCUAAGGAGCUGUCCAUAAAGCCGCAGAUCAUACGCGGCGAUGAGCUGGAGCAGCGCGGCUUUGGUGGCAUCCAUGGCGUUGGCAAGGCAGCCGCAGUGCCGCCAGCUUUGGUGGUGCUCUCGCAUCUGCCCAAGGGCGCACAGGAGACCAUUGCGCUGGUCGGCAAGGGCAUUGUCUACGACACUGGCGGCCUCAGCAUCAAAGGCAAAACCGCCAUGCCCGGCAUGAAGCGAGACUGCGGCGGUGCUGCGGCCAUACUUGGUGCGUUCUAUGCGGCUGUCAAGUGUGGCUUCAAGGAUAACUUGCAUGCGGUCUUUUGUCUGGCCGAGAACUCAGUGGGACCCAAUGCUACGCGUCCCGAUGAUAUUCAUACGCUGUACUCCGGCCGUACUGUGGAGAUCAAUAAUACGGAUGCUGAGGGACGCCUGGUGCUGGCUGAUGGCGUUUGCUAUGCCAACAAGGAUCUCAAGGCUAACAUUAUUCUCGAUAUGGCCACAUUGACUGGCGCUCAAGGCGUUGCAACAGGCAAAUAUCAUGGCGCCAUAUUGACAAACUCGGAGAGCUGGGAGGCAAAGGCCUUGCAGGCUGGACGCAAAUCCGGCGAUUUAUUGGCGCCCAUUAUUUAUUGCCCUGAACUGCAUUUCUCGGAAUUUGCAUCGGCCGUUGCUGAUAUGAAAAACUCUGUGGCGGAUCGCUCGAAUGCGCAGUCCUCAUGCGCCGGCAUCUUUGUGGCUGCUCAUUUGGGCUUUGAUUAUCCCGGCGUAUGGAUGCAUGUCGAUAUGGCCAUGCCCGUGAAUUGUGGUGAACGUGCCACGGGCUAUGGUGUGGCAUUGCUGCUCACACUUUUUGGCAGCUAUACAAAGUGUGCGCUGUUGCAGUCGAUUGCACCCGUUGAUGAGGAGCCGCCAUCGAAGCGCAUUUGCCGUGAUUAGCGCUCAAGCUGAGCUGAGCUGCGUUUUGUUCUGCAUUUCACACACACACACACACAGAGACACACACACAUACACACACGUUUAUUAAUGCGCAUGCAUGCGUGCGUACAAUAUUUUUAUGAAAUAAGUUCAAAUGCCAUUUACAAUUAGCUGCCAGGCAAUGAAAAUAAAUGAAAUCGUAUUAACUGA
Molecule: messenger RNA, 1857 nt
Organism: Drosophila busckii
Lineage: Eukaryota; Metazoa; Arthropoda; Insecta; Diptera; Drosophilidae
Gene: grsm
Product: probable aminopeptidase NPEPL1
Exons: 6
Coding region: 1-1668 (555 amino acids)
Biological process (GO): proteolysis
Cellular component (GO): cytoplasm
Molecular function (GO): metalloaminopeptidase activity; manganese ion binding
Source: RefSeq, a predicted model, not a curated record